Molecule: messenger RNA, 540 nt
Organism: Ilex paraguariensis (yerba mate)
Lineage: Eukaryota; Viridiplantae; Streptophyta; Magnoliopsida; Aquifoliales; Aquifoliaceae
Source: the annotation of a GenBank genome assembly
AUGGCCUGUUUUAUCUAUUGCUUUGACAUGUACUGGGUAUGCCCCAUGCUGGUUAUUGUAAGAGUCAUUCCCUUUACUUGCACGCUUUUUGAUGAAUUGAAAUUUUUUUACCUUCCAAAGAAAGUACUGGAGCAGGUAGAAACAAUUGUUUCACCUCCUGAGGUGACUGAAAUGACUGGCCCAGAUGUCAUGGAAGAGAAAUGUGGCUCCGCUGCCAUUCGUUUUGUUGCCUACUUCUCUGACAUUUUCGACUCCAAGGUAGAGGGAAGAAACAAGUAUCUCGAAUUGUUAUUAUCAGUUGCAGAGAAGUUCAAAAAGAGUCCUUACAGCUAUGUUUGGGCGGCUGCAGGUAAACAGCCAGAUCUUGAAAAUCACGUAGGUGUUGGUGGAUAUGGGUAUCCAGCUUUGGUAGCCAUGAAUGUGAAGAAAGGAGCAUACACGUCACUUCGAAGUGCAUUCGAGCGUGACCAGAUUGUAGAAUUUGUAAAAGAAGCUGAAUAUGGAGGGAAGGGCAAUCUGCCUCUAGAGGAACCCCUGUGA